This is a messenger RNA of Sclerotinia sclerotiorum 1980 UF-70, 1563 nucleotides long. RefSeq lists its product as hypothetical. Gene Ontology annotation, molecular function: phosphopantetheine binding. The coding region runs from base 1 to 1563 and encodes 520 amino acids. The record is from RefSeq and is a predicted model, not a curated record. Lineage: Eukaryota; Fungi; Ascomycota; Leotiomycetes; Helotiales; Sclerotiniaceae. The transcript has a single exon.
AUGGGCGGACCGGGUGCCAAUCCUACACCAAAAUCAGCAGGGGCCUCUGCUCCCAAACUAGUUGUCGCCGCUCCUGCAGCUGCUGGAACUCCCGCACAGUCUAGUAGGACACCGAAGAUACUGGAGGUUUUGCACAAUGUCACAGAUGUUCCAAUGGAUGAGCUUACUCCUGAUGCGACACUCGAAGAGAUUGGAAUCGAUUCUCUCUUGGUUACUGAAGUCUUGAACGAGAUUCAAACUGCUUUUGGCCUUGAGAUUGACCUCAACACGUUCCUUUUCCUUCCAAACGUCAAGGCUGUGUGUGACCAUAUUGAUUCUGCCCUAGGAGUCGUCCCAAGCGCAGCUGUUGAAGCUUCUGCUCCGGUCGAAACAAAAGUCAAUGGCGUUUCCAAAGUAAGCGCGUCGCCUGCUAUCCCAGAAGGUGAUUCAACGCCAUCGUUCCAGCGUGCUCAGAAGCUCUUUGCAGAAAACAAAGACAGCUAUGAAAGGGCUGCUUUUCAGACCAAAGCUGUGGGAUUCUGGAAGGAAUGCUACCCUCGUGAAGCUGCGCUUGUGCUAGCAUACGUCGUGGAAGCAUUUGCCAAGUUAGGCUGCGACAUGUCUGCCCUCAAAGCUGGAGAUACUGCCCCCAUGAUUCCACAUUUGUCUAAGCACAAGCAACUUGUGCGCCAACUGUACCGGGUGCUCGAAGAUGGUGGACUCAUCAAUGUGAAUGAUCAAGGCCACUUCAUCCGCACAUCAAAGCCUGUCGAUCCUACGCCAGCAUCGACCAUAUAUGAGGAAAUCAUUCCAGCAUUCCCACUCCACGCUAGCGUGCAUAAAGUCACUGGGGCUGUUGGAAAGGAGCUCGCGGGGUGUUUAACUGGUGAGAAGGAUGGUCUUCAAAUAGUGUUUGGUAACAAAGAGAACAAGAAAACCCUCGACGAUCUCUACGAGAACUGGCCUCUUGUACGCUCUGGGACGAUCGCAUUGGGUGAGUACCUUGAGAAAGCCAUGGCAAACCCAGAUAGACCUGGUAAAUUCCGCAUACUGGAAGUUGGAGCUGGUACAGGUGGUACAACUAAGUACAUUGUUCGCCACUUGCAGAAGUUAGGUAUUCCCUUCGAGUAUGUCUUCACAGACUUGUCAGCAUCGCUCGUUGCAGCCGCCAAGCGUACAUUCAAAGACUGUCCUGAGAUGGAAUUUAAGACAUUGGAUAUCGAGAAAGAGCCAAAAGAAUCUUGGGUUCACUCAUUCCAUGUCGUCAUCUCAACGAAUUGUAUCCACGCGACAAGAAACCUGACCACAUCAUUGACGACGAUUCGUAAGCUUCUUCGAGAUGAUGGUGUCGUAACAUUGGUCGAGAUUACCCAAAACAUGUUCUGGCUGGAUAUUGCUGUUGGGUUGUUCGAGGGAUGGUGGCUAUUCGAGGAUGGUCGAGAGCAUGCAGUAACACAUGAGUCGCUUUGGAAAGAACACAUGCUCCGCGCUGGAUUUGCCGCAGUGGAUUGGACAGACGGUGAAGAACCCGAAGCACGUACCAUUCGUGUUAUUGCAGGGUUUCCUACAAACUUAAGUGCUUGA